Molecule: messenger RNA, 1554 nt
Organism: Gloeophyllum trabeum ATCC 11539
Lineage: Eukaryota; Fungi; Basidiomycota; Agaricomycetes; Gloeophyllales; Gloeophyllaceae
Product: HAD-like protein
Exons: 5
Coding region: 1-1554 (517 amino acids)
Source: RefSeq, a predicted model, not a curated record
AUGGUUGCUGCGUAUCGGAGAUUCUCGACGCUGAUUUGCGAUAUCGGCGAUGUUCUCUUCACCUGGUCAUCCACAACCAGGACUACCAUCUCAGCUCGGACUCUGAAAGCCAUGAUGACGUCGCCGACCUGGCGGUUGUAUGAACGUGGCCACUAUUCCCAAGGCCAAUGUUACGACCAGCUGUCCAAGGACUUCCCUCCGUACGAACCGGAGGAAAUAGGUCGUGCCAUGGACGAAGCCAGGGACAGUCUCACAUCGAAUGAUGCCAUGAUCGCCCUGCUCCGGCAACUCAAGUCUGAAUCCAAUGGCCAGCUGCGAAUAUUAGCCAUGUCGAAUAUCUCGAAGCCCGACUACAUGUUCCUUCGCACGAAGCCGGCGGACUGGGAUGUCUUCGAUACCGUCUUCACAUCCUCGGACGCAGGGGAGCGCAAGCCGAACCUGGGGUAUUACAGAUACGUUGUCGAGAAGGGUGCCAUUGAUCCCCAUUCCACCAUCUUCAUCGAUGACAAGCUCGAAAAUGUCCUGGUCGCUCGAUCAUUGGGUAUGUACGGCAUCGUCUUCGACGACCAGGAUAAAGUUAUGAGGGCUCUCCGAAACCUACUCGGUGAUCCGAUCCAAAGGGGUUGGAGCUUCAUGCGGUCGCACGCCGGCCAUCUAGAAUCUGUCACGAAUACUGGCGUUUUGGUACCCGAGACAUUUGCGCAGCUUCUCAUCCUGGAUGUGACACAAGAUCGAAAUCUGGUCGCGUUGCCCAAGGACUGCCCGCGCAGAUGGAAUUUCUUCUCUGGCAAACCAAUCCUUACAACGGAGGUAUUUCCGGACGAUCUGGACACGACGUCCUUAGGUCUGACAAUAUUCGAGACCGACGAGGCCGUAGCGCAGUCCGUAAUCGAUGAAAUGCUGGAAUACGUAACGCCGGAUGGCAUAGUACAGACGUACUUCGACCAUACGCGGCCCCGUUUCGACCCCGUAGUCUGCGUCAACGUCCUCAGCCUAUUCUAUUCGCACAAUCGCAAACAGGAACUACGAGGCACGCUUAUAUGGGUGCGGGAGGUGUUGCUCAACCGAGCGUACCUGGACGGAACGCGAUAUUAUGCGUCCGCGGAGUGUUUCCUAUACUUCCUCAGCCGCCUUCUUAGGAAGGCCGAGGACCACGAACUUAACGACCUUCUCUACAACCUUCUGAAAGAGAGAGUGCAGGAGCGUAUAGGCGUGGAGGGAGACGCGUUGGCAUUGGCCAUGCGUAUCCUCACAUGCGCGGCGGUAGGGAUCAGGGAUGACGUGGACAUGCGGACGCUCUUGCCGCUGCAAUGCGAGGAUGGUGGAUGGGAGCUGGGGUGGAUAUACAAAUACGGAUCCUCGGGCGUUAACAUCGGUAACCGAGGUCUGGCGACGGCGUUCGCCAUCAAGGCCAUUGAGGCUCUAGAGGACAUGCCGGCGUCCCCACCGACAUCCGGUACCACCACGCCUGUCAAACACGAAGAGGAGGCACCACGGCGCGUCAAGCGGAGCUCUUCGAGAAUCCGAAACCACGCAGUGCAAGCCCACUUCUAA